AUUAGGGCUAGAGUGGUUCAACGUUGCAGAAGCAUUGUGUGUAUAUAAGCAUCUGGCUGGAAAGAUUAUUGUUUUGGAUUUCUUUACUUAUUGUUGCAUUAAUUGUAUGCACGUACUACCAGAUUUAUAUCUUCUUGAGGAACAAUUUUCAAUCACGGAUGGUCUUGUUGUUGUUGGAGUACACAGUGCAAAAUUUUCCAAUGAACGUGUUUCAAAGAGACUCUUAGCAGCAGUACAGAGGUAUAAUAUAAGGCAUCCAGUUGUGAACGAUACAUCUCUGUCUACAUGGCGUGAUUUAGGAAUUUCCUGUUGGCCAACACUAGUAAUGAUAGGUCCCGGAGGUGAACCAUUAGCAGUUUUUGUAGGCGAAGGUCACAAAGAAGAAUUGAUCCUAUACUCGAGGGUGGCGUUAAAAUACUUUAAAACAUUAGAUCAAAUAUCUAACAAUGAUCUUCCUCUGCAGCUAGCAAAGCAUUUAUUGCCUUCCAUAGGAAAGAAAACUCUUCUGUUUCCCAGUAAGAUAGAAGUUUUUCCAACCGAACAAGGAGAAAGUUUGGUCAUAGCCGAUACUGGCAAUAAUAGAAUCUUAGUCACAAAUGUGACAGGAAGCGUGGAACAUGUCAUUGGUGGGCUUAAUCCGGGCUUUUUCGAUGGUAACUUCGAAAACGCUAAAUUUAAUGCUCCUCAGGGUGUGUGUGUGUUAGGUGCUACAAUUUACGUUGCUGAUAACGAGAAUCAUGCGAUUAGAAAGAUAGAUUUGGCAAAGAAGUUGGUAACUACAGUCGCUGGUACCGGUUGUCAAGGGCACGAUUACAUUGGAGGUAAACUUGGUACCAAUCAAGUUUUGUCGUCUCCAUGGGAUGUAUCUAUUUAUAGACAUGAGUACGGCGAGAAAUCUGUACCUGUAUUAUUGAUCGCGAUUGCGGGAACACAUCAGAUUUGGGCGCUUUUCUUGGAAGACUGUAUUUGGUGGAAAAAUAGGGAGUACAAAGCCGGUACGUGUAUUGCAAUCAUUGGAAGCGGUAGGGAAGAAAAUCGGAAUAAUACGUAUCCUCAUGCCGCUGGUUUAGCGCAACCAUCUGGAUUGAUUGUCGUUCAGGAGAGUAAGAUUGCUUUCUUCGCUGAUAGCGAAAGCAGCGCUAUUAGAUCCGUAGAUCUAAAGAAUGGUGGACGAGUUUCUGCCGUUUGUGGGGCGAAUAGAAACCCUGCGGAUCUACAUGAUUUCGGGGAUACGGAUGGCGCUCAAUAUGCAGUUAAGCUUCAACACCCUUUGGGCAUAACGUGGCAUCCGAAAGAAAAUGUCAUUUAUGUAACCGAUACGUACAAUCAUAAAAUUAAAAGAAUCGAUGCAAGCACAGGCUGCUGUAAAACAAUUUACGGUGAUGGGAAACCGAAUGACGCAUUUUCCUUCGAUGAACCCAGCGGUAUCGCCGUCAGUUCGAACGGAGAUCUUUUAUAUGUGGCGGAUACCAACAAUCAUGUCGUGAAAGUUAUCGACAUAAAGAGCAAUAAUGUUACCACGUUAUCUGUAAACAUUCCCAUAAUGAAAACAGACACACCGGGGAAUGUUUAUUUCUUUGAUACGGCCAUAAGUGACAAGGGUGGCGUGUUAAGCGUUACGUUCCACAUGAGUUUCCGCGAUAGCGAUUUAAAGUUGAACGCGGAUGCACCCCAAAAGUGGACUGUGACCUUGCCAGUGACUACAUGGGUGGCCAAAGCAAGAACCGGCGAUCUUACGAGUCCAGUGUCCAUACAAAUUACUGAAGGAAGUGGAACGCACGAGGUAUACGUGACUAUGGGCAUUAUAGCUUGUAAAACUACCGAAUGUGUACCGAAGAAACUAUCAAUAGUGUAUCGAGUACAUCAACAAACGGGAGCUUCCAAUACUGUAACGGAACAAAGACAGGUUGUCAUUAAAUAA
Dufourea novaeangliae is the source of this 1921-nucleotide messenger RNA. Its product is annotated as NHL repeat-containing protein 2. Lineage: Eukaryota; Metazoa; Arthropoda; Insecta; Hymenoptera; Halictidae. The transcript is spliced from 8 exons. The record is from RefSeq and is a predicted model, not a curated record. Gene Ontology annotation, molecular function: protein binding. The coding region runs from base 107 to 1921 and encodes 604 amino acids.